Strongyloides ratti is the source of this 987-nucleotide messenger RNA. Its product is annotated as Serine/threonine-protein phosphatase PP1-beta catalytic subunit. The transcript has 3 exons. NCBI's taxonomy places the organism in Eukaryota, Metazoa, Nematoda, Chromadorea, Rhabditida, Strongyloididae. The record is from RefSeq and is a predicted model, not a curated record. Gene Ontology annotation, cellular component: cytoplasm; nucleus. Gene Ontology annotation, molecular function: protein serine/threonine phosphatase activity. Bases 1 to 987 code for a protein of 328 amino acids.
AUGGAGGAAUUAAAGAUAGAUGCGAUUCUUAAUAGAUUUCUUGAAAACCGUGGUACCAAACCAGGGAAAAAUGUUCAGUUAACCGAGAUGGAAAUAAAAAUUUUGUGUAUGAAAUCAAGAGAAAUAUUUUUAUCCCAACCAAUGUUGUUGGAAUUGGAGGCUCCACUUAAAAUUUGUGGUGAUGUUCAUGGGCAAUUUUAUGAUUUAUUGAGGUUGUUUGAGUAUGGAGGUUUUCCACCGGAGUCAAAUUAUUUGUUUUUGGGUGAUUAUGUUGAUAGAGGUAAACAAAGUUUGGAGACGAUUUGUCUUUUAUUGGCUUAUAAAAUUAAGUAUCCAGAAAAUUUUUUUCUUCUAAGAGGAAAUCACGAAAGUGCUGCUAUAAAUAGAAUUUAUGGAUUUUAUGAUGAAUGUAAGAGAAGGUAUAAUGUAAAAUUAUGGAAGACAUUCACUGAUUGUUUCAAUUGUCUACCUGUUGCUGCCGUUAUUGAUGAAAAAAUUUUUUGUUGUCAUGGUGGGUUGUCUCCAGAUCUCCAAUCACUAGAUCAAAUAAAAAGGAUGACUAGACCUACAGAUGUUCCUGAUCAAGGAUUACUUUGUGAUCUUUUGUGGUCUGAUCCAGACAAAGAUGUUACCGGAUGGGGUGAAAAUGACCGGGGUGUAUCAUUUACUUUUGGUGCUGAAGUUGUCUCCAAAUUUCUUACAAAAUUUGAUCUUGAUUUAAUUUGCAGGGCUCAUCAGGUUGUGGAAGAUGGAUAUGAAUUCUUCGCUAAAAGAAAACUGGUAACUUUAUUCUCUGCACCAAAUUAUUGUGGAGAAUUUGACAAUGCAGGAAGUAUGAUGACAGUUGAUGAAACGUUAAUGUGUAGUUUUCAAAUAUUGAAACCAAGUGAUAAGAAGAAAGGCUAUAUUAGUAAUGUAAACAAUUCUUCUAGACCUGUUACGCCACCAAGAAAUAAUACACCGAAUGGUAGGAAGGCAAAAAAAUAG